AUGGCACCCAUCGACCUCUUCGAUACUGUUGCCGAAUCUAGUGAGCGAGUCAUCAAAGGUAAAGGCAAAGGCAGAGCCGAGCAACAAACCGAAAAUGGAUUCAACUUCAACGAACAAUAUGCCCAAAAGUAUGAAACACGCAAACGAGGCGAAGAACUAACAAAGUUGAAAGAUAAAUACGGACCAGAUUACGAGGAAUCAGAAGAUGAAGAUUUAUCUUCUGAGGAUUCAGAUGCCGAAUUCAUCACUCCUGAAGUGGAUGCUGCAAUUCUCAAAACGCUUGCAAGGAUCAAAAGAUCUGAUCCGACACUUUACGAAGGAGGUCAACCAGUCUUUCAAGAGGAAGAAUCUCAGCAUUCUGCUGCACGAGCUAACCGAACCAAAACGAAAAAUGACAACGAAUCCGCUCAUCGUCAGAAACCCCUACUCCUACGUGACUAUCAAAGGCAGGCUUUACUCUCCGGAAAGGAUGUCAAAUUGAAUGAUGGAUCUGAAGAGAAGAAACAAUUCGAUCCAACACCGGCUGAAGAGGCUGAAAUACUUCGAGAAGAGACUAAGCGGAUAUUCUACAAUGCUACCAAAGAAGGCGAAGCAAGUGAAGGCGGAAGUUCAGAUGAAGUUGAAGAUUUGCUGAUUCCGAGAGAGAAAACAUUAGAUGAAGCUGAAAAGGACGAGGAAGAUUAUCAAAAUUUUCUUUUGGAGCGAGUGGGACGUGAAGAUAUUCGUGUGGCUUUCGAAUCACUAGCCGAACCAUCCAAUGUGGUCAAGACAAAUGAAGAUAAUCUAGGGGAGGAUGAUGAAACUUUUUUGAAGAAUUACGUCUUGGGUCGAGGAUGGAUUGAUAAGGAGGCCAAAAAGAUACCAAAAUAUGCCGAGAUAGUGAAAUCAGAAGGACGACGCCAUCAAUCAGAUUCCACUAAUCCAUCACAUGCGGCUAAAUCACAAGCCCCGGGACGGACAUUGAUUGAUGAAACUCAGGAUGACGAUGAGGAUGAAGAGUUUGUAGAGAAAGCGGAAGAGUUCGAAGCCAAAUAUAACUUUAGGUUUGAAGAUUCAGCACAGACUAUCGUAACCCAUGCUCGAGAGAUGGAUCAUUCCGUUCGUCGGACAGACGAUGCCCGAAAGACUGCAAGAGCAGCGGCAAAAGCCAGGAAGAGAGAAGAAAAGCAGCAGAAAAUGGACGAACUGAAUCGACUCAAAGAACUGAAGCGAACUGCUUUAAUGGCUAAACUUGAUGUUAUCAAGAAAAACGCUGGAGCAGAAGAAUUUAAUAUGGACGAUUUCGACUUGGAAAGUGACUUUGAUCCUGACAGCCACGAUCGGCGAAUGGGCAAUGCGUUCAACAAUCAAUUUUACGGUCAAGAGGACCCCGAUGGGAAGCCUGUCUGGGAUGAUGACAUUGAUAUCGACGACAUAAUCCCACCCCAAGAGUACGAAGCCGAUGAUACUCAAAUAGACUUUGAGCCAGGAGGAGAUGCAUAUGACCCGUUGGCGCCAGCUCCCAAAGGUUCUAAACGGCAAAAGAAGCGCGAGAAAAAACAAUCCAAGAAGCAAAAGUUCAUCGGUGAGACUCUGGGAGAAGAAGUAGAAGCAGAAGAGCCUAAUGGAGAACUUGAGCGGGAACUCAUUGACCUCGAAGCUUUACCAUCGGACAAACGAAAGAAACGAAUACUCGAUGCCUUGGAUGAAUACCAUAAGCUGGAUUAUGAAGAUCUCAUUGGCGAUCUUCGUACUCGGUUCAAGUACACCGAAGUUGAACCUGACCCACUCAAUAUUACCCCGGCCGAGAUUCUGAUGGCAACAGACGCCGAACUGAAUGACAUCAUCGGUUUGGGUAAGCUAGCUCCCUAUCGUACAGAGCCUGAUAAGAAAAGCGCGACGAGGAAAAAGAAGUUGAAGGAGCUUCGUGGAAGGCUGAAGGACAGAAGUUGGGGCGAAGCCAACCAAACUGGUCCUGCAGAUUCCUCUGCGCUUAACAAAUAUGGCAAGCGAGGGGCAGCUCAGCAUGCUGAUGGAGCUCAAGGGCCCCCCAAGAAGCGUAUGGGUAGAAAGGAGCGACAGAGGCAAAAAGAUCAGAGUGAAGUUCAUAUGCAGAUUGAGACAGUUGCAACAUGA
This is a messenger RNA of Melampsora larici-populina 98AG31, 2115 nucleotides long. RefSeq lists its product as uncharacterized. The transcript is spliced from 7 exons. Gene Ontology annotation, biological process: endonucleolytic cleavage in ITS1 to separate SSU-rRNA from 5.8S rRNA and LSU-rRNA from tricistronic rRNA transcript (SSU-rRNA, 5.8S rRNA, LSU-rRNA). Lineage: Eukaryota; Fungi; Basidiomycota; Pucciniomycetes; Pucciniales; Melampsoraceae. Gene Ontology annotation, cellular component: 90S preribosome; nucleolus. The record is from RefSeq and is a predicted model, not a curated record. The coding region runs from base 1 to 2115 and encodes 704 amino acids.